Molecule: messenger RNA, 2566 nt
Organism: Bemisia tabaci
Lineage: Eukaryota; Metazoa; Arthropoda; Insecta; Hemiptera; Aleyrodidae
Product: solute carrier organic anion transporter family member 74D
Biological process (GO): transmembrane transport; sodium-independent organic anion transport
Cellular component (GO): basolateral plasma membrane
Molecular function (GO): protein binding
Source: RefSeq, a predicted model, not a curated record
GUUCUUCGACUAAAUCUAUGAUUUAGUGGUCGUGUAUACAGGGUCCUCAGUGAGCAGACUUUUUCUUCGCUUGUGCUUAGUUGUUUUUGCGACUCUUAGGAGUAAACUCCAAACGUGCUGUUUGACCUAAAAUUUCUCUACAUGUGAACGAUUGGAAUAUAUGCGGAUUGUUUUGCAUAUUGUGAAUCACUCGGGUUUUCCCACCGGUUUUACAGCGGCGUGAUUUGUGUCUAAGUGUGAACCAGGAUUGACAAUUUUAAUCAACUUGUUGAAUUCGUCAACAAAGUGAUACAGCUCGAACAAUCGAGGCGGCGACAGAGGCUGAAAAUCCGAUGGGGUCACAGACGGACCCAUGACCGUCAUGCCCUCCAGGAUCCGACUCAGCCGGAAUAUUUGAAGCAAGAUGGCGCAAGGGGCUGGAACUGAAGAAACAUGCAAACGUGAGGAAAACCACGAGUUGGAACACUUCAUCGACAAACAGGGACUCGAGAGCUUCGAGGAUUUUUACGGAAGGUUCGAGCUUACGGAAGACGCGACUUGUGGCUUCGGGUGCAUUAAGGGCGAGUUCCUUCAAAAAUGCGCCAACAAAAAGACGUUCGCUAUCCUCUACGGCUUCUUCAGCUGCAUUUUCGCGGCAUCUUUCUUGUACUUCAACGCCACCAUUUCGACCAUCGAAAAACGCUUCAAAAUACCUAGUCGACAAACUGGCAUGAUUUCGUCUGGGAAUGACAUUUGCCAAUUUUUCGCAUCGAUUCUCAUUAGUUACUACGCAGGCAAGGGUCACAGGCCACGGUGGCUGGCGGUUAGUUCCCUGAUGUUGGCCUUGUUUUGUAUCACUAAUAGCUUGCCAUAUUUUAUUUUUGGGCCCGGCGACGAUGCCAAAUCCGUGACGAAGGAGUAUGGCUCAAUUAGUUCCUUUAAUUUUAGUUUGGAUAAAGACAGUACGUUAUGUCAAUCAAAAAUCGGCGAAUGCGACGGAGAGGGAAGCAUCUGGCCGCAGUUAAUUUUGUUUGGUGCACAACUAAUAGCUGGCUUAAGUGGCUCCCUUUAUCACACCCUGGGAAUAUCCUACGCUGAUGACAAUGUCCAGAAAUCAAAAUCUCCCGCUUUUCUUUGUCUUUCUUUAUUCUUUCGGAUGCUAGGACCUGCUGUUGGAUUUGGGUUAGCUUCUUUCAGUCUAAAAAUUUUCGUUUCUCCAAGCCUCCAUCCGAUUAUCGACGAGGGAAGUCCUCGGUGGCUUGGUGCCUGGUGGAUAGGAUGGUUGGUGCUUGCUGCAAUACACGUGGUAACGGCAUGUCUCUUGGGACUUUACCCAAAGCAUUUACCGCGCGCCCUGGCCAGAAAACAUUACAACAAACGUCGCGCAUAUCUGCAUGAAAAAUCCUCCGAACACACAAGAGCUUCCUUUCAAGACUUGGUUCAAACAGUCAAGCGGCUGAUGGUUAAUCCUAUUCAAGUUCUGAACAAUUUAUCCGGAGUGUUUUACUACAUGGCAUUACUUCCUUACAUGAUGUUCCUACCCAAAUACCUGGAAACAGUUUUCACGUUCACACCUUCGAAAACCAGUAAAAUAACAGGAGCUGUGGAGAUGGUGUUUGCCGGGAUUGGGAUGGUGGCCAGCGGUGUCGUCCUCUCUAAAUUCAAACCACGAGCGAGGGUCAUCGCCGGCUACAAUGUCGGAGUUGGCGCUCUUUCAGUUCUCAUCCUUCUCAUGUUCGCUUUCCUUGGAUGCUCCGAGAAUGAGGAACUUUUAUCGUCUCACUUUCAAGAAUCCAAGUACAGGGGUGAUUUGGAAAAUGAGUGCAAUGCUGACUGCCACUGCUCUUUCGUAAAAUACUCACCUGUUUGCGCCCCUACAUUGAAGCAGGAGUUCGUUUCAGCGUGCCACGCUGGCUGCCGCAACGUUACAACUGACCCCAUCACUCAUCAGAUCAAGAAAUACACGUCUUGCGCAUGCAUCCAAGACGGAAAAGCACAACCUGAUUCAAUCAGUGCAGUGCCUGAAGGAGGGUUCAACGUUUUCCCCGGCCAUUGUCAGGUGCAAUGUCACUACACCCUGGUGAUUUUCUUGGUCGGAAUGUGCCUCCUCAAAUUUGCCAAUACUUCAGGGAGACUUCCAAAUCUCCUACUGACGAUGAGGAGCGUGGAUGAGAAAGACAAACCAGUUGCAAUGGGUUUCGGACUCACAAUCUAUAGUCUUUUUGCCUUCAUACCUGCGCCAAUAUUGGUUGGUAACAUUUUAGACAAUACAUGUUUGGUGUGGGGCAAAACGUGCCUUGGGAAAGGAAACUGCUGGUUGUAUGACCUAAAAACCAUGAGAUACACUAUUAACAUUACGGCCGCAGCAUUCAUGGCAAUUGGCACAUUACUUGAUGUGGGAGUUUGGUACUUUUCGAAAAAUUUGAAGAUGUUCGAUGAUGAGCCAAAAAAAAUCUUGAGAAACUCAAUAGGCUAAGAGAGGUCGGUAUGAUACAGAUGCAACAAUAAUUUGUUACAUAAUUAAAUAAAUAAAUUUUCUAAGUUUAUUCAAAAAUAAAUCAUGAUUUUGUUACAUUUUCUAAGAGGA